Messenger RNA from Rhizophagus irregularis DAOM 181602=DAOM 197198, 312 nucleotides. The record is from RefSeq and is a predicted model, not a curated record. Lineage: Eukaryota; Fungi; Glomeromycota; Glomeromycetes; Glomerales; Glomeraceae.
AUUAUAUUACAUUUUCCGAACUUGAAACUGCAAUAUAAUGCUAAUUUUCUUUUUUAAUAAUAUUUCAUUUUCGACCAUUCCCACCCGGUUUAUCUUUUUUUCUAUUCCUAUUUUUUAUUUUAUUUUUUUUCAAAUAUACCGGUUCUUAUAUUAUAGACUGAAUUAUUUUUUAUUUUUAAUUGUUUUUUUACUUUUAUUUUUUAGUUCAAUACUGAAAAAUAAAAAUUUUUUUUUUAUUUUCGAUCUUUUUUUCAAAAACCCAAAAAAUUUUUCUUGUUAAAUAAAUUUUAUUUUUAUUAUACAUUUUGUUAA